AUGAAUUCUCUCAUAGGUACUAAAAGAAAGCGUGAUCACGAAUCAUCUGACUCGAACGUAAAGUCACUGCUGACAACAGAUAUGGAGAUCAUGUUGAAGGCAAAGCAAAUCAUGAAAAGAGUCACUGACAACUUAGUCUACAAAAUCAUUAUGCAAGGAGACAUCAUUUCAAAGAUAAAUAAAAUGAAUAAUGUCAGCAGGAAGAAAGCAACCAUUGGGAUAUUUGGAAAAUCAGGUGAAGGGAAGAGCUCCCUGUUAAGUGCAGUCUUGGGGAAAAAGGAUCUUCUGCCAUCUGGUUGUUUUGGUGCCUGUACAGCUGUUGUUACUCAGGUGGAAGCCAAUCUGACUGACUCCAACUACAUAGCAGAGAUUGAACUCUUCUCUAAAGAGGAGUGGGAGAAAGAGCUCGAAGAUCUUUUCAGAGUUUUAUCGGAUGAAAGUGAGGACAGGAAUCAGGACGUGUUCGACAUUGCUGUAGAAAAGAUCACUGCACUGUAUGGAGAAGAUGCAGAUAAGAAGACAUUAGAAGAGCUCAAGAAAGAUGACAAAUUUGCUGAGAUUGAAAUCUUUUUGUCUAUCAGUAAGAAAACAGUCUCAAACAAUGAUGUCUCAGAAUUUGCUAAUGAGGUUGCAUCUUACAUUCUGCACAGUGAGUCCAGUCCUGGUGGCUGGUACUGGCCGCUUGUGAAGAGUGUGACAUUUAAGGUUCCAGAUAGUCACGAAAUCCUGGAACACAUUGUGCUUGUUGAUAUUCCUGGAACUGGAGACUGCAACAAGUUAAGAGAUGACAAGUGGAAAUCUAAGCUGAGCGAGUGCUCUUUUGUGUGGAUUGUAAGUGCUAUUAAUCGAGCAAGCACUGACAAAGACCCCUGGGGGAUUUUAAAGCACUGCAUUGAAGAACUGGGACCAGGAGGAGAAUGCAAAAGCAUCAACUUCAUCUGUACAAAGACGGAUGAUAUCAAUCCAACAGCCUACAUAAGAUCUACUCGGCUUACUAGAGACCAAUUCUCAGGAGACAAGGAUCAGAAAAAAGUGUGCAUACUUCAUAGAAAUGAACAUGCCAAGACAAGAGUCAAAGAAAAGUUUGAAAAUUCCGAAAUCAAGAAAAGAUUCAGCACUGAUGGUAAUUUUCUUAAUGUCUUCACUGUAAGUUCCAAUGCCUUCUUCGACCACAAUUUAAAUCUGGAACCUAGUGAAACAGAAAUCCCAAAGCUGCAGGAUGAUCUGAGGACUCUUAACAAGAACAUUAACAGAGAACUGACCAGAGAUUAUGUCAAUGAAGCAAAAGGAGUUUUAUCCUUGAUCCAAAGUGUCCAGCUGGAUACAGACAAGAAAACGGUUGAGACAAAAGUCAAAGUCUACAGGGAAUUAGAGAAGAACCUAAUGAAGGCACUGAAGGAAUUGGACAGUCGUUUUGACACAAUUUAUAGUGAUCUGGAGCAGUGUCUCUCAAAGGGAGUGGAAGAAUCAGUGCAAUUAUGCGUUGCUUCCACAAAAGCAAUGAUAUCCCCUAAUAUGGAUAAAAGAGGAUUCCAUAAAAUCCUUCAAGCUUUGUGCAAGAACGGCGGAUGCUACUGGUCGAAAAAUUGGGAUGUAAUCCUAGAUCUGAACAAGCAAUUGGCCAAACACAUUCAUGAAUAUAUUAAUGAAUAUUUCAAUCUGAUUUUCCCCGUGACUGGAACAACAGGGAAGUCAGUGCAAGAACAGAUUGACAAGUUCAGUAUCAUCCAGAGUGACUCUGCUUACCCUGUAUCUCCCAUAUUACAUCACAUUCAGAACUUCAUCAAAACAGAGGAAACUAACCUGAAGGCAUCGCUCAAAAGAGACGUUGUUGGUACAAAGAAGCACAUCUACUCAACAAUCCAAACAGCUAUUGAGAACGAAAUGUCUUCUUGCUAUGAACAUGGCUGUCUUUACUCUCAUCCCUCUCUGAAGAGUGCCAAGCAGGAUCAGAGCUUAAGCUAGAUGAAUGUGCCACAAUAAACACAUUCAGCCCCUACGAGGACUGACCUAGCGUGCUCCUCACCCGUUCACAUCACGCAGAUGUCGUAAGCUGCAGCAGUGACUGGAAUCGGAUCCAUGAAGAAAAGGCAAGAACUGCUAAUAACCACAGUUGAUGAGAUAUAAUAUGACAUGUUCAACAAGGCAAAAACUGAAGUGCUUGAAAAGUUCAAUGAUUUAAAGAUGGACAUAAAGGAUGCUCUUGAAUCAGAACUAAAGAAAUCAAUGAAACUCUCACUGUCACAAACCAGCCAUAUCAAAUUGAUGGAUGUCUCAAGAGAGAUCGAACAGCUGGACAGACUUGCAGAGCAACUGUCAAACUGAGGUCAUCAAGCAAUAAAAGGCACAAGAGAAGUAGUAGAAAUAACAGAUGAACAUAUGUAACAACUUUUCAGUAAAUGUUUUCAUUAGUUUUACAUUAUCGCAUCAAUGUAUUGGUAUUUUAAAUU
This is a messenger RNA of Ctenopharyngodon idella (grass carp), 2450 nucleotides long. It is a transcript of the gene nuggc.1, whose product is annotated as nuclear GTPase, germinal center associated, tandem duplicate 1. The transcript has 17 exons. Lineage: Eukaryota; Metazoa; Chordata; Actinopteri; Cypriniformes; Xenocyprididae. Bases 1 to 1965 code for a protein of 654 amino acids. The record is from RefSeq and is a predicted model, not a curated record. Gene Ontology annotation, molecular function: GTPase activity.